AUGAUCACUAUUGCUUUCUACAGACGCUCGGAACAGCCAUUCCGCGUUGCCUGCUGGUACAGCUGCUACGGUUUGAGCACUCUCAUUAGCGCGCCCAUCGUCUAUGGCUUCGGACGUGUUCACUCUUCCACACUGUACCGCUACCAAGUGGUUUACCUCUUCUUCGGCCUCUUGACCAUCUGCGUUGGACUCAUCACUUACUGGUGGGCACACGACAGCCCUGGAGAGGCCCGCUACCUCUCUCCAGAAGACCGCCUGAAGGCUGUCGACCGUGUCAAGGCCAAUCAGCAAGGUAUCGUCUCGCACAAGUUCAACUGGAAGCAAGUCGCCGAGGCUUUCACCGAAUUGAAGUACUGGCUCUUCAUGAUAAUGGUUAUUUCGGUUAAUGGUACGUUCAUAGUUCAUGGCGGAAGUGUAAAAUUCAGAUUUGUGUGUACAGCUAACACUGCCAUUAUCNNAGCCGGUGCUUCCGUAUCGUCAGUCUUCGGCUCUAUCAUCCUUCAGAACCUGGCUGGUUUCACACCUGAUCAAGCCGUCCUGCUCAACAUGCCAUCUGGCGCACUCCAAUUUGUUUCAAUCCUCGGCGCCUCUUACCUCGCAUACCGCUUCAAGCGCAAGUCACCAUUCCUGCUCGCCCUUGUGUCAAUUGUCAUCGUAGGAGUUGCUUUGAUGGUCGCCCUUCCAAAGACCAAGAACAACAAGGGUGGUCUGCUUGCCGGGUACUACCUUAUCGCUUUCGUGUAUGCCAUCAACCCUCUGCUCAUCUCAUGGAUGGGAGGCAACUGCGCUGGACAGACCAAGAAAGCCAUCUACUACACCUCUUUCAACGCUGGAAACGCCAUUGGCAAUAUCAUCACUCCCUAUAUUUUUGACUCCAAAUUUGCCCCCAAUACGUAA
Molecule: messenger RNA, 897 nt
Organism: Aureobasidium uvarum
Lineage: Eukaryota; Fungi; Ascomycota; Dothideomycetes; Dothideales; Saccotheciaceae
Source: the annotation of a GenBank genome assembly